This is a messenger RNA of Sinocyclocheilus grahami, 1053 nucleotides long. Its product is annotated as T-box transcription factor TBX6L-like. The record is from RefSeq and is a predicted model, not a curated record. Gene Ontology annotation, cellular component: nucleus; chromatin. Gene Ontology annotation, molecular function: DNA-binding transcription factor activity, RNA polymerase II-specific; RNA polymerase II cis-regulatory region sequence-specific DNA binding. Gene Ontology annotation, biological process: cell fate specification; positive regulation of DNA-templated transcription; regulation of transcription by RNA polymerase II. NCBI's taxonomy places the organism in Eukaryota, Metazoa, Chordata, Actinopteri, Cypriniformes, Cyprinidae. Bases 1 to 1053 code for a protein of 350 amino acids. The transcript is spliced from 9 exons.
AUGUAUCUCCCAGAGGAACGGCCUGUGCUGGAUUUACCUUACAAAAUUAAUCAUUUGGCUAAUAACUAUGAAUAUUAUCCACAAGACUGUAAGGAGCUCACUUGCUGGACUCAACAUGGCCUCAAUGGCAGGAUGAACAGUCCUGAAGCUGAAUUGACCUCACUGCCAGUUCAUGUAUCUCUGCAAGACCGAGAGCUUUGGGACAAAUUCAGCAGCAUUGGCACAGAGAUGCUGAUUACUAAAUCUGGCAGGCGGAUGUUUCCCAGCUGCAAAGUAACAGUGACAGGACUGAAUCCAAAAAUCAAGUAUGUGGUGAUAAUGGACAUGGUGCCGUUUGAUAACCACAAGUACAAGUGGAAUAAGGAUCUUUGGGAAAUGAAUGGUUCAACUGAUCCACACUUGCCCAAUCGGUUCUUCAUCCAUCCAGACUCUCCUGCACCUGGAGAGAAAUGGAUGCAGUAUCCAAUCUCCUUUCACAAGCUCAAACUGACCAACAACACCCUCAACUCUAAUGGCCUGGUGGUUCUCCACUCCAUGCACAAAUACCAGCCCCGUCUACACAUAGUCCAAUCUCCAGACCCCUGUUACCCUCAGAACCCUGGCAGUUACCUGCGCUUCACCUUCCCUGAAGCUGCUUUUAUAGCUGUCACAGCCUACCAGAACCAGGAGAUCACAAAACUCAAGAUUGACAACAACCCCUUUGCCAAAGGCUUUCGUGACAAUGGGCUGAACAGGAAAAGGUUUAGAGACAAAGAAAGCCAAGAGACCAAGGAUUCAGAUGGACAGGCCAAACAGGAUUUGACACCAAAUGAGCAUGUGGGACAGUCGCAGAAAGAUGAGGAUGUAGAUGUGAUCGUGUCCAGCUCCGUUGACUGCAGAAGAACACUGAAUUCUUCAGAAGAGGCUUCCUCUGUCACUCCCAACCCUUUCAUAUCAGCCUUCAUCAACGCUAGCACUGCUGGAGGACCUUCACCCCAUCAGACACACACCAUUCUCAGCCUCAAUAAAAGACACCUGAACAGUUCUGCGGAAAAAUACUCAUUCUUGCUCUAG